CCGGUAUCUCCCCUUCAAUUUUCGAUUCGAUUCCGAUCAGUUCAGGAUCUCCUUCUAUCUCUAGCUGACUUCCCUGUAUCGUAUAUCCCCCCUCUUGCUCGCCGUCUGCGGCCAACACCGCUGCAAGACAACGAAAAUUUCGUCUUUCAUGGUGGUGCUAAACUGUUUACUAUUUCAAUAUUUCCAAAGAGCAAAAUGGACUCGAUCAUCUCCUCAGCUCUGGAAGAAAUCUGCUUCCACGGCCAAGUAGGUAUUUCUCUUUCCUCUCUCUGCACCAAAAUCGGUGUCCCUCUUCCUCUCAAACCCUCCCUUUGGAAAAAUCUCCUCUCCAUCCCCGUUCUACGGUUCAAGGCACCAAACGCCGAGUUUCUUAACCCUACCGAUGCCUCUAUUCAAUGCUCUGAAGUUGCGGAGAAGCUCAAUAUUAUUAUCUUGGCUCAUGAAACGCUUAGAAAUAAUUUCGUUGGACUUUACGAUGAAAAUGUUCAAAUCUCCUCUCAACAACGUCGCACUCUUGAGAGACUUGCUAUUGCUAGAACAAAUGGAGUGACACAAAGUCAUCUUGCAAAGGAAUUUGGUAUUGAAGGGAAGAAUUUCUUUUACAUAUUAAAGAACCUUGAAUGCAGAGGGUUGAUUCUGAAGCAACCAGCAGUAGUUAGGAAGAAAGAACAUUGCAGUGAAGGGGAGUUCAAAAACAGUUCACCGGUGGUCACCAAUUUGAUAUACUUACAUAGAUAUGCAAAGCGUUUAGGCUCUCAACAGAGGUUUGAGAUUAAUAAAGAAGACGAAACAGUUGAAAGUUUUGGGUAUGAUGAUGAAAAUGUUCCAGAUGGCGAUGGUUUUGCUUUAGAAAAUGCGAACGAUAAUGUUCUUGUGAAUGAUUAUCUACCUGCAAUGAAAGCUGUUUGUGAUAAACUAGAAGAAGCCAAUGGAAAGGUUCUUGUUGUCUCAGAUAUUAAACGAGACUUAGGUUAUACAAGAUCCUCUGGUCACAAAGCCUGGAGAAAUAUCUACCGCAGGUUAAAAGAUGCUGGUCUCGUUGAAGAAUUGCAUGCUGUUGUGAAUGAGAAGGCUGAGAUUUGCCUAAGGUUGGUGAAGAGGUUUCCUGAAAAGAAUUUAGAGCCAAAUCUUCUUGGAUGUGAUGAUCAUCUUGACAGUGGACAACAGCUGAAGUUUGGAAGGUCAAUUCUGAAUGUUGACCAGAUUGUAGAGCUUCCCAUCGAUAAUCAAAUUUACGAUAUGGUUGAUGCUGAAGGAUCUGAGGGUUUGCCUGUUAUGACGGUUUGUGAGAGGCUUGGAAUUGAUAAGAAAAGGAGCUAUUCUCGAUUCUUCAACAUGUUCUCUCGGUUUGGGAUGCACCUGCAAGCUGAAAGCCACAAAAAAACUACAGUUUAUCGAGUUUGGACAUCUGGGAAUUCUUAUUGUAAAUCAUCAAAUGCAUUUUUGAUUAAACCAAGUGAUGCCGGUGAUGACAAGCAGAUUUCUGUUCUUGAUUGUGGCCAUUCAGAAGUGCCUGAUGAAUCGAACCAAAAUCUUAUAGAAUGCAAUCCUUCAACAUCUGCAGUCGGUUCUUUUACUCCCGUGAAAGUGAAUGAUAUGGAAAAUGAUACUGAAAUUUCCUGCAGCUCCCUUGGAGAAACUAACCAUAUUGUUCUAUAUUCUGACAACGCGCAAAGGCUUCCAAGUGAGCAAAGUAAUACUGCCCAGGAUGCAGAACUUGAUUUAGUUAUGACAGAAAGCCCAAUAUGUGCUUCUCCUCCAAAACCAAUAGGUGUUGAUUUGAUGAGGCCUUCUGAGUCCGGCUCAUAUCAGCCAUAUUCAAGUCAAGCUCUGACUGCUGAUGGUGCUCAAAGGGAGCAAAGAAUACUUGGACGUUUACAGGAUGAGAAGUUUCUAUUGAGAGCCGAAUUGUAUCGAUGGCUUGUGGAACUUGAGAAGGACAAGAGCACAAAAUUGGACAGGAAGACAGUUGAUCGAUUGUUAAAGAAGCUUCAGCAACAAGGGCACUGCAAAUGCGUGCACAUUAAUGUGCCUGUUGUAACGAAUUGUGGACGAAGCCGUAUUACUCAGGUGGUUCUGCACCCAUCUGUCGAAGCUUUACAUCAAGAGCUGAUAAGUGAAAUUCAUGACAGAUUGAGAUCAUUUGAAAUGCAAAUCCGUGGCCAUGGAACAUCGAAGCUCAAAAGCAAUGAUUCAAUUCCUGUGUUAGAUGGUGUCCAGAGAACUCAGGGCCAUGUUGAGUCAGAUGCCAAAGCUGCAAAAUCAGAAGCCAUUCGUGCCAAUGGUUUUGUGCUGGCAAAAAUGGUACGCUCAAAACUGCUGCAUCGGUUUUUAUGGGGAUUCUUGAGUAGUUUUCAUGGUUGGGAUGAUGAUUUAUCACUUGACAAACACCCACAUGAUCAGAAAAAUCUUCACGGUUCAUGCAUUUUAUUUUCACUGGAAGCGGCCAUAAAAGCUAUUCCACUUGAACUUUUCUUACAAGUUGUGGGAACUGCUCUAAAGUUUGAUGAUAUGAUUGCAAAGUGUAACAAAGGCUUUUGUCUUUCUGAUCUUCACAUUGAAGAGUAUAAGCUUCUAAUGGAUACUCAGGCAACUGUAAGACUUUCUUUGCUCAUUGACAUCCUAAGGCGCUUGAAGUUGAUUCGGCUGGUACCUGAUGAAUGUUCAGAUAACAUAUUAAAGGUACCACAUGCCAAUUUGACCCAUGCUAUGGAGCUUAAACCUUACAUAGAGGAACCACUGUCAUGGGUUGCCACAUCUACUUCUAAAUCUCUUGAUCUUCGUCCUAGAAUCAGGCAUGAUUUCAUCUUGUCUAAUAGAGAAGCUGUUGAUGACUAUUGGAAAACUUUGGAAUAUUGCUAUGCAGCUGCUGACCCAAGAGCUGCUUUACAUGCAUUCCCUGGAUCUGCUGUUCAUGAGGUUUUCCUUAAUCGAUCGUGGGUCUCGGAUCGAGUUAUGACAGCUGAUCAGCGUGCUGAGCUCCUAAAGCGAAUUGUGAAGGAUGACUUAAAUGAAAAACUUUCAUAUAGAGACUGUGAAAAAAUUGCAAAGGAUCUUAAUCUGACCUUACAGCAGGUGCUUCGUGUAUAUUAUGAUAAGCAGCAAAAGCGCCUAAAUAGAUUUCGGGGUUUUCCAAAUAGCAAUGAAGAGCAGUAUCAACGACAAAGAAAUAAACGGUCAUCUGAUCGGAAAAGAAAGAGAUGCUCAACCGUGAAAUCAAAAGAAAGAGAGGUUGCUGCACUACUUGAUGGCAUUGAUGGACUAAAAGAAGACUAUUCUUUAGCUCCAGCGGGACCUGCUGUCUCCCAAGCGUAUCAGGAAGCUGAUUCUGUUGAAGCCAUGGAUAAGCUAGGGUCACUUGAAGAGGAUGAGGAGUGUUAUUCCUUAAUUAGCCAAAAUUUCUUUCCAAAAAUGAAGCCAACGCGUAAAAAAAGAAUCUCAUGGACAGAUAAAACGGACAGGGAAUUGAUAACCCAAUAUGCAAGGUAUCGUGCUGCCAUGGGGGCAAAAGUUCACCGUGUAGAUUGGACUUCACUUGCUGGCCUACCAGCACCUCCUCAUGCUUGUUCAAGAAGAAUGGCAUCCCUAAAUAGAAGUGAAAAAUUUAGGAAAGCAUUAAUGAAGCUAUGCAAUAUGCUUAGUGAACGAUUUAUGAGGCAUCUUGAGAAAAACCAAAAUAAGUCAUCCGGCAGUAGUGAUUGCAGACUUCUUCGAUUUCCAGCAAUUCAAUUCUCCAAUGGAAUCGAACAUGACGAAGAUGCAAGCUUUGAGGUGGAAAGAUGGGAUGAUUUUGACGACAAAAAAAUGAAAAGUGCUUUGGAGGAUGUUCUUCGUUUUAAACAGAUUACUAAACUCGACGCCUCUACAAGGGUCAGAUCUAUAUCUGCUGAGUGGUCGAGUAUAAACAUGAAUUCUGAGGUUAAUCAGGAACGACAGGGAACUGAAAUGGUUCUGGCAACCGCCCAAGAUGAGGAUAUAGGAAUGCCUGGUGCUGGUCGACGCAAAGGCUCUAUUCGAAGUUCAGAACACCAUCGCUUUCGUCAAAAGUUAGUUAGGCUUUGGAAUGUAGGAAAUGGCAUUGGCAGACAAGUACACGAAUCGUUGGCUGUUUCUAACGCUGUUGAACUAUUUAAGCUUGUUUUUUUGAGCAUAUCUACAGCACCACAAUUUCCAAAUUAUCUCUCAGAAACCUUGCAUCGUUAUUCAGAGCAUGAUCUAUUUGCAGCUUUUAGCUAUCUUAGAGAUAGAAAAAUUAUGAUUGGUGGUACUUGCGGUCAACCUUUUGUACUUUCUCAACAAUUCUUGCACAGUAUUUCCAAGUCUCCAUUUCCUUGCAAUACAGGCAAGAGAGCAGCUAAUUUUUCUGCUUGGAUUCGUGAAAGAGAAGAACUUAUGGAAGGGGGAAUUAAUCUGACUGCAGAUUUGCAAUGUGGUGAUAUUUUCCAUUUGUUUUAUCUGGUUUUUUCUGGUGAACUUUCUCUUUCCCCAUGCUUACCAGAUGAAGGUGUUGGAGAAGCUGAAGACUUGAGAAGCUUUAAACGUAGAGCUGAGGAUAAUGAAUUAUGUGAUGCAGAUAAGGCUAAGAAAUUAAAAUCCAUUGCAGAAGGAGAAUUUGUUUCACGACGAGAAAAGGGCUUUCCUGGAAUCAUGGUAUCCGUGUAUUGCACAACAUUUCCAACAGCCACUGCUUUAGAAUUGUUCAAGGAUGCAGAGACAUUAAAUCCUGAGCUUUUGAAUGAUGAAAGUUCAACUAAUUUGGACCAUAUAAAGGAAAUGCUCGAGUUCAAUAGUAAUGUCACCGUAGCAUCGAAGUCUAGCGAUUCACCUUGGGAAGAUAUGGCUAGUUACACUGAGCAUCUGUUGUCAGAUCCUUCUGAUGAAGGACAAGGUGAUCACUUUGAUCCUGAGAUCAUCAAGGCUGUUUGCUCUGAAAUUCAGAAGGCUGGGGACCAAGGUUUAAGCAUAGAAGAUGUUUAUAGUCUUGUCAAAUUGCCAGGAGAAAAGACACCUGAAAUUAUCAUUGAUACGCUCCAAGCAUUUGGACGAGCUAUCAAGGUCAAUGCUUAUGACUCUGUUCGCGUUGUCGAUGCUUUAUACUACUCCAAGUAUUUUCUUUCCACAGUUUCUUGUUUCCAUCAAGAUCUUAAACCGUCUUUGUCAAUAACAUGCCAAGAAAAGGAUGGUGGCAACUUAAUCCUUCAGCAAGAAAAUCUGAGUCUUGAGUCUGCAAUGUUAUCGGGGAGCGGUGAUGCGCACAAAGUUACCAUUCUUAAUCUUCCUGAAGACCAUCCUUUAGCUUCCAAUGAAAUUCCUACUAGCAAUGCAAAUGAAACCUGCAUGUAUGGUAAAGUUGGUUUAUCAAAAGGGAAUGAUGGGGGGAUGAUUUAUAAGCCUUUUUCAGGUGAACGAUUGGUGCCUAUAUUGCCUUGGGUGAAUGCAGAUGGGACCAUCAACAAGUCUGUCUACAAUGGACUUGUACGCCGUGUUCUUGGUACUGUGAUGCAAAAUCCUGGGAUAUUGGAGGAGGAUAUCAUCCGCCGGAUGGAUGUACUAAAUCCCCAGAGUUGUAGAAAGCUGCUGGAAUUGAUGAUAUUGGAUAGACACCUCGUCGUGAAGAAGAUGCUUCAAACGACAGGUACCGGUCCUCCUGCCCUUUUGGCAACCCUACUUGGGAGUAGCUGUAGAGAAUCAACGUUGGUAUGCCGCAGACAUUUCUUUGCAAGCCCUACAAGUACCUUCUUUUUGUAAGAAUGUUGAAACUGGUUUCUGUAAAUAAACACCAUAGAUCCCAUAGGCAGCAUUGGUU
Messenger RNA from Hibiscus syriacus, 5806 nucleotides. RefSeq lists its product as uncharacterized. Gene Ontology annotation, cellular component: transcription factor TFIIIC complex. Gene Ontology annotation, biological process: transcription initiation at RNA polymerase III promoter; 5S class rRNA transcription by RNA polymerase III. The coding region runs from base 196 to 5748 and encodes 1850 amino acids. Gene Ontology annotation, molecular function: DNA binding. NCBI's taxonomy places the organism in Eukaryota, Viridiplantae, Streptophyta, Magnoliopsida, Malvales, Malvaceae. The record is from RefSeq and is a predicted model, not a curated record. The transcript has 17 exons.